ACUAAACUCCUGAUGGCAUCCAUGGCUGUCUCCGAUUUAUUCAUCGGCGUUUUCAUCAUGCCGAUGUGCGUCUUGGAGGUUAUUCACAAUGGAACGUGGGUCAUUGGACGGGAAUUAUGCAUCCUCAAAUAUUACGUGGAUUAUUUACUGAGUGCAGAAUCAACCUUACACAUUCUAGCCAUGACCCUCGACCGCUACCUCGCCGUUUGUCACCCCCUGAAGUACAGACUUUUAACCAACAAGCACGCUUACAUCAUUUUAACUUUAGCGUGGCUCAUUCCUACAGUAUUUCUCGUGAGCUGGGUCCUCUUUGGAUUAGAAAGCUUUAAGUAUUGCUUCCAAAUAAGACACGAGUGCAACUUGUACAACUUUUCACCUGAGUUUCUCACGGCGUUUAUCUGCAGUUUUGUAAUCCCUUUUAUUAUAGUGUACAUCCUUUAUUUUUGUAUUCUGCGGAAACUUGGACAAUACAAAAAAGCUUUUGGGAAACGCAUGAGCCAUCAUAGCAGAAGACCCUCUAACAGACAUGCGCAGUUGGAUCUCAUUGCAAUUAAAAACCUCGAAUCGUCACAAAAUAAAAUGCAACCCUUUCAAGGAAAUUUAACUUUGGUCACACGAGAAGAGGUUUCACGUCCUAAUAUUUUCAUCCUUUCGAGUCUCAGCGACUCCACUCAAAUUCUAACUUCAGUGAACCAAUCGGCUUUUACCAAGCAGAGCGCACCAACUAGGAAAACUAAAACGUUUCGCACUAUAGGCGUGGUGAUGAUAGGUUUCACCAUUUGUUGGCUGCCUUCGUGGACGCUGGUUUUGGUUUUUUUGGUGAGGCAAUACUUAGUCCCCCACUGGUUUCUGAUGUGCAUCGCUUGGUUUGGCUACAUCAAUUCUGCCAUUAGUCCGGUUCUGUAUUGCUGCAACAGAUCGGUCAGACGAGCUGUCAGAUCUCUGCUGUGCCCACGUUCGAUGAUGCAAUGA
Molecule: messenger RNA, 972 nt
Organism: Lymnaea stagnalis (great pond snail)
Lineage: Eukaryota; Metazoa; Mollusca; Gastropoda; Lymnaeidae
Source: the annotation of a GenBank genome assembly